Zingiber officinale is the source of this 1788-nucleotide messenger RNA. Its product is annotated as protein NRT1/ PTR FAMILY 5.10-like. Gene Ontology annotation, cellular component: membrane. Gene Ontology annotation, biological process: dipeptide transport; transmembrane transport. Lineage: Eukaryota; Viridiplantae; Streptophyta; Magnoliopsida; Zingiberales; Zingiberaceae. The transcript has 4 exons. Gene Ontology annotation, molecular function: dipeptide transmembrane transporter activity; tripeptide transmembrane transporter activity. The record is from RefSeq and is a predicted model, not a curated record. Bases 117 to 1739 code for a protein of 540 amino acids.
AUAUGUCCGGAGGCGGCGCUGGACGAGCGAAGCGUGUCAAGUAAAAAGGGGCAGAUCGGAGCAGAGGGGCGGGAGCGGAGCGGAGCGGAGCUGUUUAAUAUCGCAAACCGGCGGCGAUGGCAACGGAUCCUCUCCUAAGCUCCCAAGGCCGGCUCCUCGAGCCAAUGGAAGGCGUCGUUGACUACCGCGGCCGUCCCGCCUCCAGAUCUGCCUCCGGCGGCUGGUCCUCCGUCCUCUUCAUAAUAGGGGUGGAGAUCGCAGAGCGGUUCGCCUACUACGGGGUGUCCGCAAACCUGAUCUCCUUCCUCACGGGGCCUCUCCAUGAGUCGACGGCGACGGCAGCAGCCUCCGUCAACGUGUGGAGCGGCGUCGCAUCGAUGCUACCUCUCCUUGGCGCUUUCGUUGCCGACUCCUACAUGGGCCGCUACCGAACCGUCGUCGUUGCCUCCCUUCUUUACAUACUGAGUUUAGGCAUGUUAACCUUCUCGGCUGCGUUGCCAUCCCUCCAUCCACCAGACUGUGGGGUCGACGCCGUCGAUACGUCGUCAAGCUGCCCACCUUCUGCUCUCAAAGUCGCGAUCUUCUACUUCUCCUUGUAUCUAAUGGCCGUCGCCCAAGGGGGCCACAAGCCGUGCGUCCAGGCUUUCGGCGCCGACCAGUUCGACGAGAAUGACCCUCAGGAAAGCGUCGCCAGGAGUGCUUUCUUCAACUGGUGGUACUUCGGCUUGUGCUUUGGCACCCUCGCCACCGUCACUAUCCUCAACUACAUCCAGGACAACCUCGGCUGGGCUCUCGGCUUUGGCAUUCCAUGCGCCGUCAUGCUCUGCGCCCUUGCCUUGCUCCUGAUGGGAACCACGACGUAUCGCUUCUACCCCUUCAAAGAGCAGAGCCCUUUCGCUCGCACAGCCAAAGCACUCACCGCCGUCGCCAGAAACAGGUGGAGCGAUUCAAGUGAGCGGCAUGAGGCGGUCAACGCUGAGCAUUUAGCUGAAGCGAAGGGGUUGCUUCGGCUGUUCCCCAUAUGGGCGACGUGCUUAUUCUAUGCCGUCGUAUUCGCCCAGUGGUCGACCCUGUUCACCAAGCAAGGCAGCACCAUGGACCGGAGAAUAGGCUCAAAAUUUGUGGUGCCGCCGGCUGCUUUGCAGAGCUUCAUUAGUGUCUCCAUCAUCGCCUUCAUCCCCAUCUACGAUCGAAUUCUAGUCCCCGCAGCUCGGAAAUUCUCAAAGCUCCCGUCGGGAAUCACAAUGCUCCAAAGGAUCGGCGCCGGGAUGGUAAUUUCCUUACUCUCCAUGGCCAUAGCGGCUGUGGUGGAGAUGAAGAGGCUCCGCACCGCUCGAGAAUUCGGGCUGGUGGAUCAACCCAAAGCCAUGAUUCCGAUGAGCCUGUGGUGGCUGGUUCCCCAGUACGUUCUAACCGGGAUUGCGGACGUGUUCACCAUGGUUGGGCUGCAGGAGUUCUUCUACGAUCAAGUCCCUGAAGCGUUGAGAAGCCUGGGCCUUGCUUUCUACUUGAGCAUCUUCGGAGUUGGUAGCUUCAUAAGUGGAUUUCUGAUAUCAGUGAUCGAUAAGACUACGAGGAAAGGAGGCGAUAGCUGGUUUUCCAACAAUCUCAACCGUGCCCAUCUUGAUUACUUCUACCUCCUCCUCGCCGGGCUCAGCGCCGUCGAAUUGCUUCUCUUCGUUUACUUUGCACGAGCCUAUGUCUAUCAGAAAAAAGCCUCUGUCGUCCUACAGCCUUGAAAUAGUAGUAAUCUAUUUUUUUUAGUAAAAUCUUAAAUUUGAAUUGGCA